AUGGAGGACGCUGUUUUAUGUUUUUAUGGCCGCUUUGGAAGUUGGAUAGCAGCCAUAAACAUAGCGCCGCUGUAUCGGCAUGGAGGUGAUGAAGCGAUCUUUCUUUCCACAGUCUCGCAACAUAAAGAAAUCCUUGAAAGUGUUCUCAACACAACGACACUUGACUUCAACACAUUUUGCGCUAAGAUGUGUAAUUAUCGCUGUUUAAUAUAUGCAAAAGCGAAAAUGGAUGUGACCUACUUGGGGCCAAGCAUUGCGCCGGGGCCCGGGGCUACAUCGAGGGUACUUACAGUAUGA
Messenger RNA from Paramuricea clavata, 297 nucleotides. The record is from the annotation of a GenBank genome assembly. NCBI's taxonomy places the organism in Eukaryota, Metazoa, Cnidaria, Anthozoa, Malacalcyonacea, Plexauridae.